Messenger RNA from Antechinus flavipes (yellow-footed antechinus), 2515 nucleotides. Its product is annotated as CTD small phosphatase-like protein 2-A. The coding region runs from base 517 to 1524 and encodes 335 amino acids. The record is from RefSeq and is a predicted model, not a curated record. Gene Ontology annotation, molecular function: phosphoprotein phosphatase activity. The transcript is spliced from 9 exons. NCBI's taxonomy places the organism in Eukaryota, Metazoa, Chordata, Mammalia, Dasyuromorphia, Dasyuridae.
CCAGCGCCGAGACCGGCGACGUGACGUCGUGGCCCCGCCUCCUGCUUUCACUUCUCCUCGGGCACGCGCGGGGCUGGCCGCCUCCUUCCUUGUCUUCCCGCUCGGGGUAUUUCCCCUCCCCCAGUGUUCCUCCUCCUCUCGUGCGACCCCCUGCCGGGAGCUGUGGGUUGCGGGCUGGGAGGGGGGGUCCCGAUGAAACGUAAGCUCCCUGAGGACAGAGCCCGUUUUCCGUUUGUCUCUGCUUCCCGGGGCCGCUGGUUUGUAAGUUCUGUAACUUUGCAGCCGGGAGGGACCCCCAAAGUUAUCCAGCCCAGAGCCCGCGUUUGCUGGGGAGCAGCCUGGGGCCCAGGAAGGUGCCUCCCAAUCUCAGUUUCCUCAUCUGUAAAAUCAGGCUCUUAAUAGGUGGUUGGGGGCUCGGUGGCCAUAACCUAUGCACAGCAUUUGGCCAACCUGAAAGCGAUGUAGCAGAGUUAUGGGUAUUUUAUUAAUGAAAGAAAAGUGAUCAGACCACUAACUAUGGAUGAACCGGAAGCUUGCAGGUCACCCUCCCGAGCUGGCCCUGGGACCCUUAGGAAGAAAGCUGCAUCGGGACCCCAGAGGAUCCAAGCCAGGACGAACCCCGAGGACCCACUUGACUCAUCCAGACCCAUGAUUCUGCGUUCAGGGAAAGUGACAGUCCUAUCUCCCCAACCACUGGGAGAUCCUAAUGUCCUGGAGGAAGAUAGAUGGCCCUCUGUCAGACCAUGCUGGCAACUCCAGAAGUCGAGAGAGGCUUCAAGGCCACUGGAGAGAAACUGGGGGUAUGAGGUCAAUACCCAAGAGGCCAGUGGUGAGGUCCAUGUGCCCAAUCUGGGGCAGUGCCAGGCAUUGGCCCAGGAAUCAUCAAACAAGGAGAAAUGGGCAAAAGCAUUUGAAGAAGCUCCCCAGGUCUCUUGGAGUCAGCCUAUAAUCCCAACCCUCUAUUUCUCUGCUCUCCCUGAGGAUGAGACCUUCCCCUGUCCCCUCUCCCUCACCCCCUGUCCUCUAUACCGAAGGAGACUCUGGCCCCGGAAGCUAAAUAUCCCUCCAAAGACCCGGAGCAUACCAGAUAGCACAUUGGUCCUGGAGUUGGAUGAGAUCCUGGUCUCUUGCUCCCUUCGGACUCUGCCCAAUGCUCACUUCUCCUUCCCUGUGAGAUUCCAAGGUAUCUAUUACAAGGUGCAGGGCAGGCUUCGGCCCCAUGCCCGUGAAUUCCUGGAGUUCCUGAGUCAGUUCUUCCAGAUCAUUAUCUUCACCACAGCUAAAAGGGACUAUGCAGAACCAAUCGCAGACCUUCUGGAUCCCCACAAGAAGCUGAUUAGGGGCCGCCUUUUCCAGGAUGACUGCAUCUGCCUCCAAGGUCACUAUGUAAAGGACCUGAGGGUGCUGGGGCAGGACCUGGCCCGGACUGUGGUGCUGACUGAUUCCUUCAAGGCCUUCCCCUACCAGCAUUCAUUCGCAGAUUUGCUUCUGACUUGGGGUAUCAGCAGUAGGGAUUACAGUUAAGCUGGAGAGAGUCCAGAGGAGGACAGAUGGGAUGAGGAAAGGUCUGAAAUUUUCAUCAGUGGAAAUAACUGGACAUAUGUAACCUGGAGAAGAGAAGACUGAAGGGGCUCCCAAGAACUGAUUUAAGUAUUUGGAGAGCUGUCAUGUGGAGAAGAGAAUAAUUUUGUCCUGUUUGUCUCCAGGAAGCAGUAGGAGGAAUAAAUGGAAACUGAAGGGAGAAUUUAGUUUGGAGGUCGCUGGGACCUGUCUAGAAUAGAAAGUGACCUUGAAGGUCUACAAGCAGAGACUGGACAACCUCAUGUCCUGUGUGAUGGAUAUGAGUUCAAGUGGGCAGCUGCUGACAUCCCUUCCAAUGUUCAGAUUGUGCAAGAUAUACAAUCUGUCCCCAAAGGACAGUUGUUCUAAGACUUUUUUGUCUAUCAUGGAAAAACUUUGGAAAAAAUAUUUGUGCCAGCAAGGGGAUUUCAGAAAGGCCUAGAGAGACUUACAUGAACUAAUGCUGAGUGAAAUGAGCAGGACCAGGAGAUCAUUAUACACUUCAACAACAAUACUAUAUGAUGAUCAAUUCUGAUGGACGUGGUCCUCUUCAACAAUGAGAUGAACCAAAUCAGUUCCAGUAGAGCAAUAAUGAACUUAAUCAGCUACAACCAGUGAAAGAACUCUGAAGAUGACUAUGAACCACUACACAGAACCCUCUAUUUUUGUCUGCCUGCAUUUUCGAUUUCCUUCACAGGCUAAUAGUGCACUAUUUCAAAGUCUGAUUCUUUUUGUACAGCAAAAUAACUGUUUGGGCAUGUAUACUUAUAUUGUAUUUAAUUUAUACUUUAAUAUAUUUAACAUGCAUUGGUCAACCUGCCAUCUGGAAAAGGGGAUGGGGAGAAGAAGGGGAAAAAUUGGAACAAAAGUUUUGGUAAUUUUCAAUGCUGUAAAAUUAACCAUGCAUAUACCUUGUAAAUUAAAAACUAUUAAAAAAUAAAAGUAAAUAAAAAUA